UGAUUCUGCCCAUAGCAACGCAUAUAAACACCUCUUGGAUAUGGAAAGGACUUAUAUGACGGCUUGGACAUCGGAGGGAUAUCAUCGGGGUUCGGGAGUCUCGGAUAUGUACAAGACAGUUUAGAAAGGUUAAUUUACAGCGAGCAAGCACUAGAUCCACCAUGUCGGAAGAAAACGUGAAAGUCGCCGUUCGUGUGAGGCCAUUUAAUAAACGUGAGCGUGAGCGCAAUGCCACGUGUAUUGUUGGGAUGAACGGUCCCACUACAAUCAUCACAGAUCCUAGCAACAACGAAGAAAAGAAAUUCAACUUCGACUACAGCUACUGGUCACAUGACGGUUCCAAGGAAGACGCUAAUGGCUAUUAUGGCCCGGAUGCCAGCCAUCCUCAUGGCAAGAUAUUUGCUGACCAGAAACGUGUGUUUGAAGACUUGGGUCUUGGUGUGUUGAAGAAUGCAUGGGAAGGUUAUAACUCUACAUUGUUUGCGUAUGGACAGACAGGCUCAGGAAAGAGUUGGUCCAUCGUUGGCUAUGGCAUCAACAAAGGUGUGGUGCCACUGUUCUGUGAGAAGAUGUUCCAGGGCAUUGAUGAGAAGAAGGCGGCAGGGGAGAAAACGGAAUAUGAGGUGAACUUCAGCAUGUUGGAGAUCUACAAUGAGCAAGUGCGAGACUUGCUAGAUUCCAGAUCCAAGAAAAGUGGAUUGCGUGUCCGACAGCAUCCCAAGAUGGGAUUUUAUGCUGAUGGUCUGAGGGUGGUGCCAGUCAACAGCUAUGCUGAGAUCGAACAGAGAAUGGAGGAUGGUACGACCAACAGGACCGUUGCAGCCACCAACAUGAACGCUACCAGCAGUCGGGCCCACACCAUCGUUGGCAUCACGCUGCUUCAGAAGUUUGUCAACGCCGCUGGGGAGGAGACCACCAAGUCUGCUGUCAUCAACCUGGUAGAUCUCGCAGGAAGUGAGAGGGCGGAGAGCACUGGUGCCACUGGCGACCGUCUCAAAGAGGGCGCCGCCAUCAACCAAUCUCUGUCAUGUCUGGGAAACUGUAUUGCUGCUCUGGCAGAGAAGAGCUCUGGAAAGAACACCAGAGUUCCGUACAGAGACUCUGUGUUGACAAAACUGCUGAAGAAUGCCUUGGGAGGAAACAGCAAAACCAUCAUGAUUGCUGCCGUGAGCCCAGCUGACAUCAACUAUGAUGAGUCUCUGUCCACACUUCGAUAUGCUGACCGAGCCAAGCAGAUCAAAACAACUGCAUCGGUCAAUGAAGACCCGACAGAGAAGCUGAUCCGGGAACUGCAGGAGGAGAAUGAGAAGCUAAAGGCUGCUCUGGCUGGCAAUCCAAAUGCCUUUGCCAAAGUUGGCGAUGAUGACGAUGAUGAUGAUGGUCUGACAGAAGAAGAGAGAAAGAAGGAGUAUGAGAGUAUAAUGGAAGAGAACGCUCGUCAAGUGGAGGAGAUGAAGAAGACUUUUGAGGAAAAACUAGCUUUGGCCAGAGAGCAAAGUGGGACGGGCCAGGGUAAUAUUGCUGAAAUUAUGGAGAAGAAGAAGACAAUUCCCCACCUCUCCAACCUGAACCCCGACCCCCAGCUAACUGGACACAUAGUGUCAUUCCUUGACAGUGCCAGGAAAACGGUCGGGAAGAAAGACUGCGACUUGGUCGUCAUGGGCCCAAGAAUUGGUGACCUGCAUGCAGUCAUCACUGAGGAAGGAGGAUCAUUCCAUAUAGAGCCAGCCAGUAUAGACUUCAAGACUGUCAGGAAUGGUAACAUCAUUGGCGGCAAGGUGGCUCUCAAACACAAUGACAGACUGAGGUUUGGCAGCACCAUGUACUUUGUGUACAUCAACCCCAAGGAGAGAGAUGCGUCCAAGGAGCAGUUCCCCGAGGUGACGUACGAGUCAGCCCAGGAGGAGGCAGCGUCUAAGUGGGGCUUCGACAUGGACUCUUCCAACAAAACUAGAGAUGAAGCCUUGUUGAAGGAAGACAUGAUAGAGCUGAUGCCAAGUGUGGAGGAAUGUAACUCCAUCAGUGAAGAGCUCGACAAAAAGAUGAAGUUUGAACUCAUGAUUGUCUCCCCUGAAGCAAGAGGUCAACUCAAAGGUCGUACAGAGGUGAUGAUCAAAGUGGUGAAUCUGGAGACGAAGCAUGAGUGGAUCUGGCCACGGGAGAAGUUCCUCAACAGGAAGUUCCUCAUGCAGGAGAUGUAUGAGAACUUCCAGGAUGGAGAAGAGAACUGGGAUGUUCCUCAGGAUCAAAAGGAAAGGGAUCCAUUCGAGGAUGACUAUGAGGCCGAGUUCCAUAUUGGCAGCGUCAAGCUUUGGCUGCAAUCACUGGGAUACUUGAUCGAUAUAGAGGAACAGCUGGAGGUCACCGACUUCAAGGGACAGGAAGUCGGACUACUAAAUGUGGUUGUGUCUCCGUGUGACAAGAAGGGCAAACCCUUGAAGGAGGACACGUAUGUGGACAACCCCUUGGAACUAAAGGGCAAAGAUCUCUCCUUCAAUCUUCAGAUCAACAGUGCCAGAGGUCUCCCAAACAAGUUCACUGAUGUGUAUGCUAAGUACACGGUGUACAUGGAUGAGGAGUACACCAACACCAGCAAGGUAUGCGGCACCGCCAACCCAGACUGGAAACACAAGAAACAGUUCAACUUCACAGCCGUUGAUGAAGCUUUCAUCAACUACCUGAACACCAGCGCCAUCAUGGUGCAGAUCUGGGGGAAACAGAAGCCCCCCAAGACCAAGAAGUCUGUGAAUACAGCCCAGGCUAUGAUGGCCCAGAGUCUGCGGAAGGGGCAGGUGGCAGCAGCCAAUACCAACACCAAGAGGUUUGAUCCUGAAAAGGUCAAGUACAUGAUGGAGGUCGCCAUGUUGAAGAAGAGACAAGAAAUGAUGGAACUUAAAAUGAAAUCUAUGAAGCGGAUGUUGGAGCUGGCGGAGGAACACAAGAAGAAGAAGCUGUCUACCAAACUGAUCAAGGACAUCUACCAUGCUCAGUCGUCUGACGCUGCUGAGAAGUGUCUGAAGCUGGUGCCCCAGGAGAAAGACGAUGAUGACAGUGACAGCGACAGCAGCGACAGCAGCGAUGAUGAAGAAAAGACAAAAUCCCCAAAGAAAAAGGAACCUGUGAAGCAACCCCCACAGAGUCCAAGAAAAGAUCGACCUGACAGUGUUGCAAAGAAAUCUUCAACCUGUGUUUUGUUGUAAAAAUACUUCUACCAGAUAUAUUUUGUACAUACCAGCCAAGUUAGAUGUGUACAAAGUCAUAUAUGUCAUGAAUAACCUGGAACCAUCUUAAGGUAAACUCAUGUAUAUAAUAUCUAUUUACUAGUGCAAAGUAUAUUGUUUUAGAUGAAAUAUUCGAUAACAAAUUCAUCGAUUUACAUUUUCAUUCCAGUCAAAAAUAACAAAACCAAAACAUGUUUCAGGGUUUUCAGUGUAAUAUAUUUAUGUUAAAUGUCACAUACAUGCUAUAGCUGAUGACUGUUUUCCUACUAUGUCUGUAAUUAUUACACUGUACAGGACCAUUGUAAACCAAAAGUCACUGUGUUCUUUAAUCUGAUUGGUUGAAAAACGUGAUCAAAUGGUAUUCGAUUCCCGGAAAUUCGCUGCGUAUUAAUACAUACAAACAUCG
This is a messenger RNA of Haliotis rubra (blacklip abalone), 3627 nucleotides long. RefSeq names its product kinesin-like protein KIF28P. Gene Ontology annotation, cellular component: microtubule; kinesin complex. Gene Ontology annotation, biological process: cytoskeleton-dependent intracellular transport; microtubule-based movement. Lineage: Eukaryota; Metazoa; Mollusca; Gastropoda; Lepetellida; Haliotidae. The record is from RefSeq and is a predicted model, not a curated record. Gene Ontology annotation, molecular function: ATP binding; microtubule motor activity; microtubule binding.